Molecule: messenger RNA, 381 nt
Organism: Porites evermanni
Lineage: Eukaryota; Metazoa; Cnidaria; Anthozoa; Scleractinia; Poritidae
Source: the annotation of a GenBank genome assembly
GUGGAUCUUAGCGGAGCACUGAUCAUUAAAGCUCGUCUUGGUGACGAUAUAAGAUGCAUUCCGAUCCACAACGAAGAUUUGACGUACGAUGAUUUGCUCUUGAUGAUGCAGCGCGUUUUCAGAGGCAAACUCAGUAGUACAGAUGAUAUUACAAUUAAAUAUAAAGACGAAGGUAAGUAUUAGUUUAUUUGUGGCUUGUUAGAAAUGAGACGAAAGUGAUUCACAACAGCUUGUGGACAAUGAUGAUUCUAAAUGAAACAAUGAACGUGACACUUGUCUUGACUUAUUGUAGAUGGGGAUCUCGUUACAAUUUUCGAUAGCUCCGAUCUUGGUUUUGCAAAAACUGUCAGUAGGAUGUUGAAGAUAACAUUAUUUGGUGAG